Haemonchus placei is the source of this 1656-nucleotide messenger RNA. The record is from the annotation of a GenBank genome assembly. Lineage: Eukaryota; Metazoa; Nematoda; Chromadorea; Rhabditida; Trichostrongylidae.
AUGGCAUCUGGUGCCGAAGCUCUCCUCGCCCUUACGGGUAAACGUACCACCGGUCAAAGCAUUCGCACACAAAAUGUGAUGGCUGCUGUGGCAAUCGCAAACGUCGUGAAGUCUUCUCUUGGUCCGGUUGGACUCGACAAGAUGCUCGUUGAUGAUGUUGGGGAUGUCAUUGUGACAAACGACGGUGCUACUAUUUUGAAGCAACUUGAAGUUGAACAUCCAGCUGGGAAAGUCCUUGUUGAACUAGCGCAGCUUCAAGACGAGGAGGUUGGAGAUGGUACGACAUCAGUGGUCAUCAUUGCUGCUGAAUUACUGAAAGCGGCUGAUGAGCUUGUCAAAAACAAACUUCAUCCUACCACCAUUAUCAAUGGAUACAGGCUCGCGUGCAAGGAAGCUGUUAAGUACAUGCAGGAAAAUUUGUCUUUUUCCGUCGAUGAGUUAGGUCGCCAAUCACUUAUCGAGGCUGCGAAAACUUCUAUGAGUAGUAAACUUAUUGGAGCGGAUUCGGAAUUCUUCGCUUCGCUUUGUGUCGAUGCAGCCGAAGCAGUAAAAGUGACGGAUGCGGCUGGCAAAGUUACCUAUCCAAUUGCUGCCGUUAAUGUUCUGAAAGCUCAUGGGAAGAGUGCUCGUGAAUCGAUGCUUAUAAAAGGGUACGCUUUGAACUGCACCGUUGCUAGCCAAGCUAUGCCACUGCUUGUUUCAAAUCCGAAAAUUGCCUGCUUGGAUUUCUCUUUACAAAAAGCCAAAAUGCAUCUUGGUAUCUCCAUUGUUGUCGAUAACCCUGAAAAGUUGGAGGCGAUCCGACGAGAGGAAUUCGACAUCACGAAGCGUCGAAUUGAGAAAAUAUUGAAAUCAGGAGCAACUGUUGUUCUUACCACAGGAGGAAUUGAUGAUCUCUGCUUGAAACAGUUCGUUGAAGCGGGUGCGAUGGCAGUGCGAAGAUGUAAAAAGACGGACUUGAAGCGGAUUGCUAAGGCUACUGGCGCAACCCUAGUGAGCUCACUGGCGAACUUGGAAGGAGAGGAAACCUUCGAUGCGUCGCUUCUUGGUCACGCAGAGGAGGUGGUCCAGGUGAGAAUCAGCGAUGACGAACUGAUUCUUGUCAAAGGUCCUAAAGCACGCACUGCCAGUUCAAUCAUUCUCAGAGGAGCCAACGAUGUGAUGCUCGAUGAAAUGGAACGAUCAGUUCACGACGCACUUUGUGUUGUUCGUCGUGUGCUAGAGAGUCGCCGGCUAGUUGUAGGCGGUGGUGCAGUGGAAACAGCGUUGAAUGUAUGGCUGGAAGCAUUUGCAACCACUCUGUCCUCUCGCGAGCAACUUGCUGUUGCCGAAUUUGCACAAUCACUCCUUGUUAUACCCAAAACACUGUCUGCCAAUGCUGCGAAGGACUCAACUGAACUCGUAGCCAAACUUCGAGCCUUCCAUCACAAGGCACAAACAAAUGCACAAUUGCAACAUUUGAAAUGGGCUGGCCUUGACCUGGAGUAUGGUGAUAUUCGUGACAACCGUGUUGCCGGUGUCAUCGAACCACUUAUGAGCAAGGUGAAAUCUCUCAAGUUUGCGACAGAAGCUGCCAUAACUAUCUUGCGUAUUGAUGAUCUUAUCAAACUGGACAAGCCCGAGCCACGGCAUGAUGAAGAUGAGUGCGGAGCGUAA